AUGGAACCGUGGCGAGCCCCGCUCUCCGGGAGCCGACGGACAGGGAGAGUGCCUGAUCCUGUACCUGGCCGCCACGAUCAGGAACACUCACACCAAGACCAAAGUCCUAACGCGCCUCCUACCACUCCCCUCCUGGGGGCUUCGAGCACCUCCUUCGGGACUGGGAGGCAGCUCAUGUUCACUCUCUCAUCUGCCGAUGUUCCUGUUCCUUCCCGUUUUUGUGGUGAGAGGUUCCUCGACGAAUCCCCUCGCUGGCUGAUCGUGCGGGGUCGCCACCAGCACGCUCUCCGGGUCCUGCAAAAGGCUGGUCGCUGGAACAAGGUCGCGAUGCCAGCCGAGGAGGAGCUGUACGUUAUCAUGGAGAACAUCCAGAAGGAGGUAAGAAUUAUACCUCGCAUGCGUCACGCCAUCGACCUGACACUCCCACGCCACUCACCACCCUCGACCUACACUCCCACGCGCUCGCCCUCACAGAUACGGGAGGAAGACGAUGCUCGUGGUAGGGACUCUCACCUACUCGGUCUUGGCCAACGCGGUCUCCUGGCUUCACAACAUCUCGGUUAUCCUGCUGGCCGGUUCUGCUUGGGGCUGAUGCAUCCGACGUCCAUACAUUCUGCUUUCAGUCUAGCCAUGGAGAUCUGCGUCCCCCGCUACAGAUCCUUCGUGGGCAUCCUCGUUUUCUUGCCUUGGUCUCUCUCCGUCAUCGCCCUGGGUGGCUAUGGCUACCUGCUGAGAGACUGGAGGUGGCUCAUGUUCACAGUCUGUCUGCCGAGUCUGCUGUUCUUGCCCGCGCUGUGGUUUAUCGACGAAUCACCUCGUUGGCUGAUAGUGAAAGGCCGCCACCAGGAGGCUCUGCGCGUCCUCCGAAGGGCUGCGAAGUGGAACAAGGUCAAAUUACCGCGCGAUGAGGAACUGCUGACUGUCAUGGCGGAAAUACAAAAGGAGCAAGAAGAUGGGCGGAGUCAAGGUCGAGCAAGUUCCUCGGCUCUUGUAGAUCAUCUCAGAAGUGCUGGCAAUGAACUCAUCAUUCUCUUCAAAACCCGGAGGAUACGGACGCUAACCCUAUACUUAUACGUGAAUUACGUAGUCGCCGGUUUAGUCUACUACGGCCUCUCCCUCGGCGGCGACAAGUUCGGCGUCGACCCCUUCGUGUACAUGUCCCUGAGCGGGGCCAUGGAGAUCCCCGGCAGCACCCUCACGAUCCCCAUGGUCGACAGGAUGGGCAGGAGGCCUUCGAACGCCAUUUGCUUCUUCGUCACGGCUGCCGUUCUUCUGGUGCUUGGGGUCAUACCGACAGGGAUUGACUGGCUGGUGACAACCAUGGCUUUACUCGGGAAACUCACCAUCGCCGCCGCCUACCAGGUCCUCUCCCUCCAAGCCACGGAGCUCUUCCCGACCGAGGUCCGACUCCGCGGCUUGGGAACCUGCUCCAUGAUGUCCAAGAUCGGGUCGAUUUCGGCGCCGUUUUUGGUCGAGGCUCUGGGCACCAUCGGGUCCUGGGCGCCCCUCGUGCUCUUCGGGGCAGCUGGUUUUGUGGCAGGAGUGGUGACCCUGAGGCUGCCGGAGACUCGUGGGACGCUCAUGCAGGACACCGUGGCUGGUUUAGAAGCGUCUGGCAAAACAGUCAAGGAAAAAUCCGCGCCCUUAGCCCAGCAAGAGCAAUACCUGGAGGAGAAGGAAACGCUCACUUACUCGGAAUUAAGCAAGUUGCCAUAUAAAGCUAAUAUAAGAUAUUCUCAUGCCAUUGAAGUUCCCUGGGAAUUUGUCUCUUACUUGAGUUGCCAAAAAUUCCUGGAAAGUGUGCAUAAGCUAAUAAAGGCGUCCAGGAUGCUACACGACGAAAAACUAAGCACCCCAAAUGUAGCACCGAAGCACAAAGUCCCAUCUAAUAAAAGCACAAGCAAAGUUGGAGUCCAGGAAGUCACAUCACAGAGGACAUCAUUCAGAAGCCGACACGGUGUGAUUGCACGCGAAACCUGCCCAGAAAUGUCGACGUUUGAUGACUUGCUCCGACGGCUCGGGACAGGAAAAUGGAACCUCACUAUUUCCUCUCCGUUUGUUACUUCACAGUGUGGGACCUGCGUCUUAACUCCUGAGGUGGGUCAUACUUGCCGGUUGCCAGAAAAGGUCGCUGACGAGGAAACUAUCACAAAUAUGACCGGAUCCCAGUGUAGUUAUACAGUGACGACCACAGAUGGCAGCACCGACGAGCGCCCCUGCACUGAAUGGGACUUCGACAACACUACCUAUACUAACACUAUUACUUCCGAGAUAUUCUUUCAGUUUAAGCUCGUGUGCAGCCGUAGUUUUCUAAGACCGACUUUCAAGAGCAUAACUUUCUUCGGUGCCCUUGUAGCGGCUCCCUUCAGUGGCUGGAUGUCGGACAGGUACGGUCGCAAGGUGAUGCUCUCCGUGGGCACUGUGUCCUACGCCCUCCUGGCCAACGCCCUGUACUGGCUCCCGGACAUCUACUCCAUCCUGGUCGUCCGGUUCCUGCUCGGGGUCAUGUCCCCAACGUCAGUGCACGCAGGAUACACGCUGUCCAUGGAGACGUGCGAGCCCCGCUUCCGAGCCGCGACGGGGAUCCUGAUCUUCCUGCCGUGGACCGUCGCCCUCAUCUUCCUGGGGGGCUUCGGCUACCUCCUUCGGGACUGGAGGGAGCUCAUGUUCACUCUCUCUCUGCCGAUGUUCCUGUUCCUUCCCGUUUUGUGGUUCCUCGACGAAUCCCCUCGCUGGCUGAUCGUGCGGGGUCGCCACCAGCACGCUCUCCGGGUCCUGCAAAAGGCUGGUCGCUGGAACAAGGUCGCGAUGCCAGCCGAGGAGGAGCUGUACGUUAUCAUGGAGAACAUCCAGAAGGAGGCUCAAAAGACAAGGAGAUUGAGUGACGCCCUUUCAUCAGGCCCGUGUUCUUGUCUUAGAGGAUUUGUCAGUGAAGCAGUUGUGUUGUUGAGAACAAGAAGGAUCCGCACCAUAACCCUGGCCUUGUAUCUCGACUACCUGGUUCUCGGAACGGUUUACUACGGCCUCUCCCUCGGUGGCGACAAGUUCGGCGUCGACCCCUUCGCCUACAUGACCUUGAGCGGGGUCAUGGAACUCCCCGGCUCCACCCUUACUAUCCCUAUGGUGCAGAGGAUGGGCAGGAAGCCGUCGAGUAUCCUCUGCUUCUUGGCGACUGCCGGAGCGUUGCUGGCUCUCGGAGUGACGACUCUGGGUUGGCUCGGAAUGGUGUUUACGAUGGUGGGCAAAAUGGCGAUCACUGCAGCUUAUCAAAUCAUCUAUUUGUAUGCAAGCGAAGUUUUCCCAACGGAAGUGAGACAGCGGGGUAUGGGAACGGCGACGAUGGUAGCCAAAGUUGGAUCUAUGGCGGCUCCAUUUUUAGUAGAUACCCUGAGCUCCAUUGGUCCUUGGCUCCCGCAAGUCAUUUUCGGGGGAGUUUCCCUAAUAGCAGCCGGGGUAACCCUCAAACUACCAGAAACACGUGGAGCUUCCCUAAAAGACACGGUGGCCGAUCUGGAAACAUCUGGUAACUGCUGACCAACAACGAACCAAAUGUUUUUGAAUACGAGUGGCUUUCUUCUGCGCGGAGCAAAACAGCAGAUGGUAAAUUCUACAAGCUACAUAACGCCACAGAAGGAAUUUUCAGUGGAAAACAUCAAUUCUUUAAUACCGAUAUUUUUUGUCUUUUCUUGUUUUAUUUUGCUUUACUAUACUGUCGUAUAUGUACAAAAGUGCUACUGUACCCACUGAACUGGCUAAUUCUAGUUCUCAAAUAA
This is a messenger RNA of Penaeus vannamei (Pacific white shrimp), 3773 nucleotides long. The record is from RefSeq and is a predicted model, not a curated record. Lineage: Eukaryota; Metazoa; Arthropoda; Malacostraca; Decapoda; Penaeidae.